Vitrella brassicaformis is the source of this 2658-nucleotide messenger RNA. The record is from the annotation of a GenBank genome assembly. NCBI's taxonomy places the organism in Eukaryota, Vitrellaceae.
GGGAGUCGGGAAAACUACUUUGCAAAAGUAGACUGGAACACUCCGUUAAUGCAGUCUGCCACUCCUUAAUUAGCUACCAGCUCAUUCACACGGAGUGUAGCUCUCGACUGUGCUCCCCUCCCCUGCUCGUCCCGGCCCUUCGCUGCUGCUGCUGCUGCUGCUGCUGCUGCACACUUAUCCGUCGUGUGUGUUUGCGCCUCUCUUCUCGCCGUUUCUUGGCCAUCGACCGACACCACAGCCGCAGCGCAAAGGCACAUGCGAUGAUGCCGCUGCCCAGGCCGACCAGAUCGGCGUAGAGGAAACACUUGGACCCCAUGCACUCGAGGUUGGCACCCGUGGGGUCACUGCCCUGCUGCAGAGAGGGCACCGCCCCGCUGGAGGUGUCGUUGGUGGCUUGGUUGCUCAUCUUCUGCAUGACCAGGGCGGCCUCCCUGUCGGUCAGGUUGCUGCUGCUGCUGCCGGCUGCUGCCGGUGCUGCCAGGGAUGAUGAUGCUGGCUCGAGGACGAUAGUGUCGCCCUCCAAUUUAUCAGCGAAGACGUCGUAGAAGGUCCCGGCAAUGAGAUUGAAGACAGUGGCGAACAGAGAGAGGAAGGACACCAAUGUGCCGAAGAGGAAGCCCAACGAGUUGUUGCCAAAGGUCUCCUGCACGCGUCAAUGGAUGGAGCAGCACAACAGAGGAUGAAUCAAUGAGUGGUAUGGAUGGCUGACGGUGUCGGUGUUGCGUGCCAUGCCACACCGUGAUAAACACAGGCGUGUACGAGAAGUUCAUGCCAUAAACAAGGCCGACCAGCGAGAUACAUGCGGCCAAUGACGAACCUGAACCACAUGAUGCGAACGCGGAUCGGAUCUGUGUCGAUGGCUGUGAAUGAUUUGUUGUGUGUGUGUAUCACCUCACUCACCUGGCGGGUCUCUCAAGGCAUCCACAACCAGACUUAUCUGAGGCAGGCACCACCGCACACACGCAGAGGCAACAAUCCCGGCCGGCUCUCAUGUCUUCAGUGACUCUGUCUCUGUCCGUCUCAUUCACUUCACUCACUUGUGCGAUGAUGAACAGCACAGAGCCGAGCACGAAAUGGAAGGCCGUCACGACAACACUUCGACAGCCGUCCAGCAGCAGGCCGCCGACAAAGCGGCCAGCACAGUUAAAGUAGCUCAGCAGCUUCACCAGCUCGAACCUGGCGCUCUCGCUGUAGCCGUAUGAGUGGGAUAAUAACGAGGCGUUGCCGAUAACCAUGGAGCAGCAGCCCUGCACCACACAGAAGUACGCCCCGAGCAUCAGCAUGUCAGCAGAAAGCACCAUCCGCAUUUUGUCGUUGAAGGUUGCAGUAUGAUGAUGCGGCUCCUGAUGUGACGCCGCUCCCUCCGCCCCUUGUUGUUGCUGUGGCCCCUGCUUGAUGGCCAUCUGAGCAUGUGCAUGGGCCGCCGUCCCGCCCCCUCUCCGCCUCGACUCGUCCGCGGCCUCCUCCCCGCCGCCCUUGUCGCCAUCUCUGCCCUCGAACAUCACUGGGCUGGCCGGGGGAGUGGCACGCAGCCUCGGCCAUCCGACGCGUGUGGGGCUGAGGCCGCCGCCACCACCCCCAUCUGCAGCCGUCGGGCUGCCGGCCGGUGGCGUUAUCUCGCCAGAUGGCAGCUUGUGGUACCGCCGCAUCUUGCCCGUCAGCCACCUGAACACCCUUCCAGCAGCGGUCUUCCCCACCUCAUCCCCUGAGUGCCUGUCGGCGCCAUUCUGGACAGCUGCGACCGAUCCGUUGACGGAUCCUGCGUCCGUCGAGGUCUCCUCAUCGGCGGGUGGCAACGUUACCGAAUCAGAUGGGGCCACCAAUGCCUUGUCGACUGGUGAGGUCGGCUGUGCAGGGGCAACUAGAGGCCUCUUGCGCAGCAGCAGGGCGCCGGAGAGAGCGGCGCUCCCCAGAAGAGCCGCUAGGCAGUAGAGGAAGGGGAUCAGACGCUGUGGGCCGAAGAAGGUCUCGAACAGCAGUCCGAUGAAGGCGGCAGAGAGGCCGUAUGCCGAGGCCAAUAGACCGACGAUCCGCCCCCGAUGCUCUGCGUGGAAGUUGUUGAAAUUGGUGAACAGGGCCGAAUAAUACAUGGCGACGGACCCUUGGCCAGCCAGAAAGUAGCAGAAGCCCAGCAGAAGGGCGCUCGGUGAUGAAGACAGGACGUCCAGACAAAGGGCGAAGCCACAGUAACCUGCCACGCACAGGUACCCAUGACUCGCCACGAGUGCCUACCAUUAUGUAUGCACACCGCUCUCUCACCAGAGAAUGCCAGCACCGCGCCAACGAGCGCUGUCAGGUUUGGCCCCGCAGCGUCGUAGAGCAUGCCUCCCAAUAUGCCCAAGUACUGACCAGUGGCCCUGCAGGGACAAUGCGCACGCACAGGAAACAUGUGAAAUGCACCCUUAGUGGUUGUAGUGCGUGAAGUGAAUCUUGCCCCAUGGAGUAGAUCAGUUCAAGGUCUCUCGUGCUGAGGUGGUAAUGCCUCUUGAGCUCGAGUGAGAAGACGCCGAAGCCAUAGAUGCUGCCGCUGCACAAGGACAUGCACGUGCCGACAACCAGGGACGGCACAGACGGAAGGCAUGGCGCAGACGCCUGGCUCUUGAGAGAUUUCAUCUCAUCACAGGCCGAGCACUCUUAGUUCUGCAUUGUCCUGCACCG